ACAGGAAGUCAUCAUCACUUCCACUGUGACCAUGUGACUCUUAACAUUAUUUAAAGGUCCUAGUCACGAAAUGGAAGGAUGCUAUCCUCCCCAAGAUGGUGCUACUGUGGAGGGCUUGUUGUUUGGUCCACUGCUUAACGUUGUGUUCUUUAGCAGUACAUUCCAUGAAUGUCUCUGAGAAAUGCACGCAGGACACCAGGACUUUUCUCUCAGAGCUAAACAAGGACCUGCCCAGUGAAUAUGCUGCUUUAAUGUAUGAUGCCUUUGGGAAAAUGGGUAGUGAUGUGGUGGGGGGCAACGUGAACAGGCCUGGGUCUCUCCAGGAGUGUCUGUCCGUCCAGGGACCCUCCUUUACUGGACAGUACUGCCAGGUCUUCCUCAAACAAGACCCAAUCCAGUACUUUGUUGGAAUAUGUGUUCCUGAUUCCUGUGUGGAAGAAGAGGUUCAGACACUAGUUGUUUACGAGACCUUCCAGCUGGCCAGGACCUCCCUGAUCCCUCCAGUACCGUCCAUCCUACUGGCCCAGUCCACUCAGGGCCUGUUCAUGACCCAGUGUCUGUCUCGUACUGGUGCUCCAGACCUGUCUGCUGUCACCUGCCUGUUUGUGUGUUGUGCGUUGGUGGCCGUCCCCUUGACUGCAACCCUGUUCGUGGCCAUAGUGAGAUGGCAGAGAAACAGAGAGGUCGGCCCUGGAGUGGAGUCUUCUUCUCUGAAAACCAGGGACCCAAACCUCUAUGGGACACUGAUGUCUAACGGCACGUCCAGUGUUAGAGCCAGUAACAACAGCUGCUCUGGACAACUGGACAGCCAGAUGGAGCACUACACAGAGGAUGAAGUAGAGGAGGAGGAAGUGGAGGAGGAGGGGGGCAGUAAGAAGAGCAAGUACAACAUGUUUUAGAAUAGUCUGCACCGC
Messenger RNA from Oncorhynchus kisutch (coho salmon), 914 nucleotides. RefSeq names its product O-acyltransferase like (gene oacyl). The transcript is spliced from 5 exons. The record is from RefSeq and is a predicted model, not a curated record. The coding region runs from base 96 to 899 and encodes 267 amino acids. Lineage: Eukaryota; Metazoa; Chordata; Actinopteri; Salmoniformes; Salmonidae.